UCAAACUCACCCACCGCCCGGUGGAGAGAGAAAAGAGGAUGAGAGACGGAGAGGUGCACGCGGACAGAGAGCACCUACGACGCCAGUGGGUUAUAAUGGAGACUGUUCAAUAGAAGCUUUCCGCGGUGGUGAUCCGAAAUGAGACGUUUCCCGCAGAGGAGGGAUGUAACGAGGCAUCUGAACAGGACGGGAGAUGAGAUUCACACAGUUUCGGAGACUCUCUUCUUCCGGUGAUCUCAAACAGUCCGCCCUGUGAGCCGCUGGGUCUUGGGCGGUGUACGGGACAGGGGGCGCACGGCUAACCGCCGCUCCAGCUCAACGGUGGAUUGAAGAAGAAAAUUAAUAAUUGCCGUCUUAAUUCAACCUGCAGGAGCUCUGUGGGUCCCCGAGGGGGAAGAGUGGUCUUCACCAUGAGGGCUUUUUCAGCAAACUUGUUCGCCCUCCUUUUCCUGUGCGCCCUUGCAAGUGUUUUCUACGUGUGGAGCGCACUGGAGAACCGUUUGGAGCGACACAAACGUGGGUUCCCAGUACCGGGCGGAGGCUCUUCCCACCACGGUCUCCCAGUGGACCUCUCCGCCAAAACUUUCCGGGCAUUGCUCGCUGUCCCGGCGGCACAGAGACCGCACUUGGGGGGCAGACUUGAGGCUCCCAACCUCACGGAUCAAACUGCCUCCGCUGGAACUCGAGAUUACCAUGUGAAUGGGGAUAACAAGAGGUCAGCGCUGCGGGAGGGCCCGGUCAAGUUGGGCUCCCCGGUGGAGGAUGGGAUAUUUUGGAGUGAACGUCUGGAGGGUCUCCUCCCAGCGGGCUUCACGGAGGAAUAUGCAAGGGCUUGGCGAGAGAGAGCCAGGACGCACCGAAUAAUGAAGCUGGAGCCCGGAUGCGGCAGGAUAUCGAAUCAGCUCGCCACUUUUGCAGACGGGACGAAAGCGUGUGUGCGUUACGGGAUAAACGCGGAUCAGGUGCAAGGGGAAACUUUGACUUAUUACCUCGCCAGUUUGCUGGGCAUCACAAACCUGCCUCCUCUAAUACUGUCCCAGCUGAACGGUGACGGUGAGCAAUGGGCGGCUGUGAGGACGGGGAUCGGUGGAUUACAGUGGAGUGAUCGAGCCGUGGUUUCUCUCACCGAGUGGGUCUCCAACCUGACCGGGGUGGUCACACCGGCGCCGCUCAGACAGGAGAGCGGCGGGCUGCAUCCCGUGCUCCCGGAGCUCUGGAGCAAGACGACGGCGGAGCUACUGGAGCUGAUGCAGUGGACCGACCUGAUCAUGUUCGACUACCUGACUGCGAACUUCGACAGACUCGUCAGCAAUCUGUUCAGCCUGCAGUGGGACUCGCGCGUCAUGGAGAGGGACACCAACAACCUCCUGAAAACACCCCGCGGUGACCUUGUGUUCAUAGACAACGAGGCCGGGCUCGUGCACGGCUUUCGGGUGUUAAGCAUGUGGGAGAAGUAUCACAAUACGGUGCUGGGGUCCGUGUGCGUGUUCAGGAAAAGGACCGUGCAGCGCGUGGCGGAGCUGCACAGGCGCAGAGACGCCAGGACAAGGCUUCUGGAGCUCUACAGAGACAGCGAGCCAUUGUCUCUGGAACUGGGAUUUCUCUCAGACGAGCACGCUGGCAUUCUCCAGGACAGGAUAGACAGAUUACACAGACACAUUUUGCAUUGCAAAGGAAAGUACGGCGAGCUGUGAACACUCAGCGGGCACAGGUGACGGAUUUGUUGUUGGCACAGUCUAAACGGGCUCUGCAAACGCGAUUUGGCACACCUGUGCUAAACUGAUGCGCAUUACACUAACUGUCUUGAAUACCCAGUUGAACUACCUCUUGUGAAUAGAAUGCGAUGUCUAUACUUUAUAAAUAAGUACAUUUGACACAUGUUUAUAAGCUCCCUGCUGAGAUUUCCACUGUAUGCCUCACAGAGAGGAAUUAUUAAGGCUAGUCUCUCUCCUGUCUUACUUCACCCCACUAAUGCUCACCGAAUAGAAUUAAAUAUAAAGAGUAGUAUGUUGUGACCAGGGUAUCAUAACGCAGCCCGUCCAUGUGUAUUUGGAUGCUUGCCUUGUGUUCAGCAAUCCUAAUGAUAAACUCCUAAGCCUUAACAUAAGGUGACUCUUGGAAUUCUGUAUUUCUGUUGACAUCUGGCUCGCUUUAUAUAUAAAGUUGUUUGCACAGUGCACUGUGAUAGCAGCGCCUGCACUCCUGUAAUUGUGUUUGAAUUGCAUAUUCAGCCUUAAAGUCAGAGGUGUACCAUGCCACUUGUACAUGUAGUAAGUACGUUGUAAAUAUUGUCUGCCGACCUGUUUUGGAAAUGUGAUACUCCACUAAUUUAACGUGCAUUGUAACAUUCCAAAUUCUCUUGUCCUUUUUGAUAAAUACACUGUAAUUUAAUUUAACUGCUGUCAAACUGUGUUUUGUUAUGCAGUUACUUAACUGCCUUAUUAGAGUGCAUCAAAUAUGUAUCUACUCUGCCUUUGUAUAGGCCACCUCCUGCCUCUGUAAGCCUCUGUACUUGCCCAUUACAGUGCUCUCAUUGUGCUGUGGACAUAUCUUGUGCUGGCACACUGUUCCCCAGGAGCCAUUCUGUCAGCCACUCGCACGCUACAACAGGAAUCUCUAAUCCCCUAUAUAAUCUCACCCAGAAUGAUAAAGUGAAGGAGACAACUGACAUCAUUUGACGUCCUUUGAAAAGGACUAUGUCACAAUGGAGUGCUUUUCACAACCAGAAGACAGAUUGCAGAAUAUUUGUCAGUCUAUAAAUAUUAAAUGGUCAACCUAUACGGCCAAGGCUGGAAUCUGGUUCAAGGCUGAACCAGAUUGGUUCAAUCUGUUCAAUUAAAAAGUAAGAAAACUCCCUUUGUGUGUGCAUGUGCUGCUGAGAGACCAAGCCCACAAUUAAUGAGCGCUCAGCUCUCAGAGGAGAGCCUUGUUUACAGUUUUUCAAAGGUUGAAUUUGUAAGGAGAAAAAGUACAUCAUGCCUGGAGGUCAGCUGCAUUAUUGUUUGCCUCAUGCUGUAUGCUUUCACAAAACCACAUCUUUCUUUAAUUUGACCCUUUUGGAAGGCAUCCUCUCCUCAUUAGUUCCACUGUGCAGCACAGCUCUGUGUCUGAUUUCUGGUUCGAGACUUCAGAGGGAAAGCCAACGAUCGAACUUUUGAAGGCCUAAUUCUUUCCAGCCUCUCACUGUUCUGCACCUCAUCUGGUUUCUUUUACAACUUUUUUUAAAUGUAUGGCCAGCUCCAGGGCACACCACUACUGUUAGUACAUCUCCAUAGAGAAGGCUGAGUGCACCUUGUUCAAAUAGUUGCGCGAUUUGUACUCGCACCUCAUUUCAUGGCUUACAGCGUGCGUGUCAGUAUCAAUGAAUUAUGUUUCUCCUUGCUAGGUCACUGCGUAAGUGGCAGAGAAGCAGCGGAGGCUUAAGCAGGUGUAACCGGAGGCUUUUUCCAGGCCAACUGCCUGCUGCAGCUCUAAUAGGGACUUGGGGAUCAAUAUGUAUACUGGCUGUUGUAUAGGGGGAAGCGGGUCAUGUUAAUGUGCUGGGUGUAGGGUUAGCAUGUAUGCGUGUGUCGUUCAGAGGGGGACAGGGGUUGCAGCUGGGCUCUGAGCAUGUCUGUUAAUGCUAAACUCUGCAAAGAGAUUUACGACAGGCUGCAGACUCCAGGGAUUAGACACAACGCUGAACUGAGGUCAACAGGUCUAAGCCAGACUCACGACCCAUCCUCCUUUUCCUGCCUCGCACAAUCACCCUCCCUGAGUGUUUCAGCCACAUCUCGCUCUUCCUGCCACAUCUGUCUUCACUGUUAACAUCUCUUUCAACCUCAUUUGUUAGCUAAAUGGAAGAUGAAAGUUUAAUUUCCCUAAUGAGGGUUUUUUUGGGGGGAGGGGUGGGGGGUGGGGUUAUUUAUUUGCAAAAGAAAGCCAUUUUUUAUCCAGGGACCACGCCAGCUGUAAUCACACUAAUGGUGGAUAUCAAAGAGGUUGUUGAAUCCCCAUUUUAACUGUUCACAUAUGUGCCUCCCUCCCUUUCUCUGCCUGGCUUAUUUCAGAUCACCAAACAAACUCCUUCCCCCCCCCCCCCUCUUUAUUCUUUCAGAGCCAACAAAACCUUAAUGCACAUAACUUGGUACUUGGCGCGUUAUAACUUGACAUAACAUGACAUGGUCAAAUGAGUGCAGCUUGUCCUAGCUUGUGGCACUGGCACAGUAGGUUAUUAUUUAGUAGGCCUAUAUGGCAGUUAGUCAUGCCUUUAUACAUGCCAGUGCUGUGUGGUUCCCUCCAGAUGUGCUUGUUUUCUGUGUCAGUAAGCCGAAUCACAGGCUCAGACAGUCAUACCAGCCAGGGGCCCACAGCAGGCCCCGGCACAGACCCCAGGUACUCAAACCGAUCUUUUUCUUUGUGCACAUUGCAAACAUUCCAGAGGAACUGAGGGAGGAUCAUCUCCAUGGACACACAGACGCACACAGACACUUCUCAGACAGGCGAGUGGAAGGAGUCCCAGCUGAGUACAUAAACCGUUGUUAAAGUUGGCUGAGAUCUCUUUUUUUCUUUUUUAAACCACCUAUUCAAAUAAAGUUAUUCACAUUGAUGCAACAUUUUAAAGGCUGUUUUUACACUUGUUUUGUAGGCAUGUGUAUAAAUGAGUUAGAACUUUGUAAUUAGGGAGCUUUAGAGGUGCUGAUAGGUGCAUUUUGUCACAUUCACUCAGAGCCAAGGUUGCAGUUUCCGUCCGUUCCCAUCCUUUAUUCUAAUAAGCUAACAAACUGCUAGCUGUUGGAAACACGGAAAAUAAUUUAGUAAAUUAAGAAUUUUAAAAAGUCAUUAUCACCCAGUGACAGUUGCUUACUACACCAAACUAAUUUGCAUGAUAUCAAAUAUGAAGUGCUUUGGACCAAAAAGUAAAAUUGGGUGUUUUGCUAGACACCAGGUGACUGACUGACUGCCCCUUUCCCGGUGGGCCUGCCAUGUGUGAAUGGACGGACAUUACUGGCAUUCUUUUAUGGCUGCAGAGCGCAGGGAACUUCCUGUGCAUGACUGAAUGAUUUCAUUAUGAAACACGGCACAUACUAGGGGGAGAGUCAGUUAGUCACAGCUGAGUGGAUACGGGCCAUAAAGGGUAAACUGGGGGGACCAGGGCAACGACUGGAGGGGCUUUGGCUUCGGACACAGCCGGGCUUGUGGUGUGCCUGGAGAGCUGGCACAAAGCCUGGCUUUGUCCAAACCAGCGGUGAAAGCAUAAGGCCAGGACCUUUGGGCAUUCUUUCUCAAGACAAAGUAGAAGGUAAUAAGCAACAGAGGCAGGCAAAAAAAAAAUGGCUACACAUACCUCAGCUAAUAAGAGGAGGAAAAACAAACGCGUGUCAAGUGUAGUGACCUCCUCUGUUUUCAUGUCGGCAUGUGUAUGUCCAAAUUCAUUUCAGUCCAAUCCAUGAUGUCGAUGUUUGGAUUGGCUAGAUGUUUGGAUUGGCUAGAUGUUUGGAUUGGCUAGUUUCCCAGUUUGUGACUAUCCACAGGUGUGAGUUUUGGAACUGCGGCAUGUAGUCCCAUUUCAUCACACACUGCGACUUUAACAAGCGUGUCUGCCUGGAAACAUCACCAGGGACACACAGCUUUGUCAGCCUCUGCCAUAUGGAUUUACUUUUAAAGUCAGCUGUGAUAGCACACAAGCGUUUGAUGAAUGAGAGUAAAUAAAAAAUAUGAAAAGCGACAGAAAAAAAGUUUGAAAAAGAGAAGGUGAAGCAAUGGGUUAUGUAUAAGGGCGAUGAGUAUGUGUGUGACCAUGCAAAACUCUAUGGCAGAUUUGUCCUUUCUCCAACAAGAGAUUUCCCUAAACUCUGAUGGCCGCUGUCUUCAGACAAUUAACUUGUGUCCUUGAAUGGGAAAUUGUUUUUUGCAGGGCUCUAUCGCAGUAACUCAUACACAAGGGAGCAGACUCAUCUGUCCAGCUGUUGUCCAUUCUCUCAGGGCUGCCCUUUAUGGAAAAGAUGACAUCCAACAUUUCCAUCACAAAGCCCCGUUAGUUCCAUAGCGCUGCAGUUUAUUUUCUCACUCUGUGAUGACUACCAGUGACUCAGAUCUUCGAUGUAGUUCAUGUUGACAGAAAUAUAUCAGAUAACGCAGACAUAUGACAUUACUGCAUUAUAUUCCUCGUCAUCGUUCUGUUAUUAUUAGAUUUGGAGCAAUAAUAUAGCCUACAGUAUGUAUACAAAUAGGCAUAGAGAUCUGAACAUAAUCCUUUAAACUGUUUUUGAAACAUGUACUGAUUAACCUCAAUUUGGAUUCCCUCUAUUUUCCUUUAAUACGAUUUGCUUCAUGCCAGUCAUGCCAUGCAUAAAAAUAAAUCCUGAUUAAUUCCACCACUUAAUUCCAUCCUAUUUGUUAUGCCUUGUCCCGCAAGCUCUGUCUCCAAAAUGUCAGAACAUAGCCUGCACAGUCAUAAUGUAAAACAUUUGCAUUUUAUAUCAUAAAAAGAAUAAGACUGUCACAUUUAUAAAUGAUAACGGACUUAUUUUCCUACAGGAUGGGCUAGAUGAAAGACUUUACCAUUGCCAGAAGUAAAAGUGGCAAAACAAAAAGUUAGUAAAAGAGGUAGAUUCAGCAUGUGCCCUUUCCCACCAUAGCAUGUCUUAAAAUUCUGUUUUGUUUAUCAAAUCGAAGUCUACCCAGGCAUGACAUUAGCUCCCUUGUAAAGACCGUGCUGUGUUCAAAUGUUUUGCCUUGCCUUCUCCUCCUUACUUCUACUGAAACGUCACGCAGUAUUUUGAUUGACAUGCUUGAUGGGUUUUUGAUGUAUUCUAUUCCCCUGUUGAUGCCUGGGUGCAGCCCGGGGACCUGUUUCAAGUACACGCCGUUUUGCUCAUUUGCAUCUGGAUUCAUCUCUAUGUAAAUGUGAAUUAGUAUGCUUAUGGAAAUGUUGUCUUCCAUCUUUUGUUGGCAAAAAAAAGGUGCAUUAAUGGGGAGAUAAUCUAUCAUUUUGUUGCUGAAUUCUUCUUUCUCAUGGCCACCUGCAACUAAGCUAAGAUUGUGGCCGUAAUUAAGAUAUUUCUAUGCAAACGUUGUGAGUGGAGGAUAUGAAUCAGCCCCAAUGCUGGACAAAAGAGUUGAUUGGUCCAAAUGAGCUGGCAGGACAUAUGAAUAAUUAAUAAUAGGAAUGAGGGGGUGACUUGUCUAAUUCUGAAAAGGUGUGUGCAAAUGAUGCAGCGCUCAGCAAACCCAACUCUGAUAUCUGACACAUCUUAUUAUUUAGCUUCUAAAUGUAUUAAGUCUUACUCCCACUGAACAGCAUGAAACUAUCUGCUCAUUAUAACCAUACUUGUUGUCAGUGGAGUUUUCUUUUUUCCCAGCGUGCUGUGACUGUGUCAUAAGGGCUUUGUCCUCUCCGUGCCUGAAGUGCAAAGCGAAUCGAUACGCAGAAGGGCAAGAGGACGUGCGAUACUUGAUGACAAAAUACCUACAAGCUGCUGAAACAGCACAUUCCUUCCUGCUAGCCGACCACUUGCUCUCUGAAUGUCAGCGUUGGCUGCAAGCUGUGGCCUGUCAAACACCUGCGUGUGGUCGCAGUAGUCCUUUUGAAUUAUAGCCCCCAUUGGCUGCGCCGGUGCUCAGUAAUUCGGUCAUUUCUAUGUAAAUUGUGCAUAGUAGUAUGUUGUACCACACAAACGCUCCGGCUUGCCUCGUUCCAUAAUAAUACUCUGUUUCACGUAAAUGAUUAAAGCUAAUUGUGAGAAAAUGUCACAGCAGUCAAUCAGUUAAGUAGAUAGGUCAACAGGAGUGUAGAUAGAAGAGAAGGGCACUCAGGCAUGCAGCGACAAAAACAGGCACAGGAGGCAGGCAG
This is a messenger RNA of Anarrhichthys ocellatus (wolf-eel), 7834 nucleotides long. RefSeq names its product four-jointed box kinase 1 (gene fjx1). NCBI's taxonomy places the organism in Eukaryota, Metazoa, Chordata, Actinopteri, Perciformes, Anarhichadidae. The coding region runs from base 411 to 1694 and encodes 427 amino acids. The transcript has a single exon. Gene Ontology annotation, biological process: cell-cell signaling. The record is from RefSeq and is a predicted model, not a curated record.